AUGGGUUUGGCGUUAUUACCUACUUUCCAUUUUAUCCUAUUAUUUUAUGCAUUUGUUUAUUUAUCAUUUCCAACAGGGAUAAAGAAAAAUGAUUUCUCUACGCUUCCUCUAACCAAUAAUUUUCAUCAAUAUUCCAAUGAAAGUACUUUAGGUAAUACCACAAACUAUAAUCCAAAUCAAUAUUCACCACCACAAUUUCCACCAUCACAACAAAAUACUCAAACAUUUCCAAAUUAUCAAAAUUUCGCUGCUGCUACCAACAUCAACAACACUACUGCAAACAUCGGCGCUACAACAAAUAUUGCCGGCAACGAUGUCGAUAACAUGAGACCUUUAGCCUCAACUCCGUUAUUAAAUAAUCCUUCUUACGAAAACAAUAACAAUAUCAUUUGGCUUUUGACACGUCUUGAAAAACGUAUCAAUCAAAUGGAACAGAAUAGACACCAUAGGAUUUUUGCAAGUAACACUUUAUCACAAAACAAUGCUUUUGAUAAUGGUAAUAAAAUCAGCAAUGAUGAUAUUUAUAAUAUUUUGGGUAAACUUCUUACUCGUAUAGAACAGUUAGAAACUUCUCAAAUCAACGUUGAACGAAAUCUUGCCGAGUUGAAUAAAUUUUAUUUUAAUCAAAAUUAA
This is a messenger RNA of Entrophospora candida, 633 nucleotides long. NCBI's taxonomy places the organism in Eukaryota, Fungi, Glomeromycota, Glomeromycetes, Entrophosporales, Entrophosporaceae. The record is from the annotation of a GenBank genome assembly.